This is a messenger RNA of Mytilus trossulus (common blue mussel), 9163 nucleotides long. RefSeq lists its product as uncharacterized. The transcript is spliced from 10 exons. Lineage: Eukaryota; Metazoa; Mollusca; Bivalvia; Mytilida; Mytilidae. Gene Ontology annotation, cellular component: cytoplasm; nucleus. Bases 68 to 3412 code for a protein of 1114 amino acids. The record is from RefSeq and is a predicted model, not a curated record.
CUAUAUUCGUGUUGCUGUAAGAGGAUUGAUUUUUAUCGCAGAAAAAUUCUUGAUAUUUGUAAGAAGAAUGGAAUUUUUGCUAAAUGAAACUAUAUUAGCAAAAAUAUCAACAGAAAAAUGUACACAAGCCUGUGAAAAUGCAAAAUGUGGCUUCAAUAGAAAAGAUUGUACAGCAGAUGUUGAUGAAAGCAGUUCACAAGAGAAACCAAUUGAUACUAAGAAAAACUUGGAUGAUUUUCAAAAAGAAAAUGAGCAACUUGUAACAGUUAAAGGUGUAGAUACAGAGGUCACCGAAGGAACAUUUGAAUUAAUAGAGGGAAAAUGUAUAAAUUCCAAUGAAACUGAAAAGAUUAAAAAAUCUAGCAGUAAUUCCACAGAUAAUAUUGAUGAUUACUAUAGAACAUCAGAGUAUGCUGAUUUACAUCAGGAAAUGCCUGAUAAUGACAGUCAAAAUUUGAAAACUCAGAUGGAAGAUAUGUGUGAGCAGGAAAAUAGUACUUUUACUUCAUCUGAUAAUGACCAAAACAGCUUGUGUGAAAAAACAGAGGAAGCGCAUAAUACUUAUGUUUAUCAAGAAGAAAAUGCAUGUGCUGAUAUGUUGAAUACAGAUAAAGAACAGAUGAAUUCUUCUCUGAAUGAUUUUAACAAUGAUUCACAAAGUUCUUCAAUUUUACCCCAAAAGCAAACAUUUGACACUAGUUUUGUAAGUAGAAAUAGUCUUCAUUCCAGUCCAGGAGUUGAAAAUAAUCAGGACAUUUGUUUGAAAACAGAAAAGGAAAAUCAAGAUGAAACAGUACCAAAAUUGUCAAUUGAUGAAUUGUCAGAUGAAGAACAGAUACAUGAUAAUUGUCAGUCUAAUGCCAUUUAUUGUACUUCAAAUGGUAAUGUAGUUCAGAUGUGCUCCGAUGAUUUUCAGAAUUUAAAAAGCAAUUCAGUUUGUACAUCAAUAGAGAUUUCCAGAAGUUCUGAAUUGGGAAUAGUGAGAGAAUCACAGAAAAAUGAUAAACCAAAGGUAUGGAAUGAAAUGCUUGGAGGUAUUUUGGUUUCUACAGUUGAAUGUCCUGAUAGUGAUGAAAGUUUUACCAAGUCCUAUGUAUCUGGAGAAAGCCUGGAAUCAGAUUCUUUAAAAUCAGAAAAAUUCCAGUCUUCACUGAGAUCAUCAUCAGACAGUUUUGUCAGCCAAUGUUCAGUUCAAAGGCCAAAUCAAGCAGUAAAUUAUGUAUCUGCUGCAAACCUAUCUGGAAAUGUUACAUCUUCUAUAGAUUUCACUGGAAAAAAGUCAUCAACCAUCAAUCUGCAAGAAAAACAAGAAAAGAAAUUGUUAGUGAAAAGUUGUACUGGUACUCAGAAAAUAGUAUUUUCAAAAUGUAAUGAUAAUGAAGCACCAAAAUGUGGGAAAGCUGAACAACAAAAAAAGGAAAGAGUAAUUAAAAGAAACCUCAAUAAGUUUUUUGAACAUGCUGGAAGGAGGAGGCAUAGAUCAGUUAAGAGAAUUUUAAGAAGAACUAUUGGUCACCAUAGAAGAGUAAGAUAUACUGGUAUGGAAAUAUAUCCAGCUUUAAACCCUGUAACACAAUUCCCUGCUAGAACAGAUAUAGGAACAGACAAUUCAGAAACGGAAACCCGCCAACAGAACCAUACUGUUGGAGGAGCAAACGCUGCAUCAAUCAAUAUAUUCCGACCUCCUACCACUUCAUUUGAGCCACCUAAUAAAACUUCAUUACAACCAUACUUUACAAGAGUUCUAAAUGGAGCAGAUGUUACUUCUGAAGAACAAAUGCAGUAUGAAAUGUUAAGGGUACAGAGCUUUCAAGACCUUCCAGCAAGUUGUCCCGUUAGUCCUUUAAAAAUGGCUAAAACAGGUUUUUUCUCAUCUGGAAAAAGUGGUGAAGUGACAUGUUUUAGCUGUGAUGUGCGUUACAAAAAUUGGAAAAAAUUUGACAACCCACAGGAAGUACAUAGGAGAAUAUCUCCUGGGUGCAGUAUGGUGAAUGGUAGAGAAUCUAGAAAUAUUCCAGUAAGUCCACAACAAAAUGGGAUUAUAUAUUCUGAAAAUCAGGACACACUUGCAAAUGUAGCAAUCACUAAUGAAUUCCAAUCACAGGCAAAUCAAGAUGGAGGUUCAAGUAUACAGACAAAUGGACAUGCAUCAUAUCAAAGUAACAUACAAGCAAGAAAUCAGAUAUCUAAUAACAAUGUGGCAGAUUCUACAUCUCGACAACAGCAACCAUACGCAGUACAAGAGGCAAUGAGACAACCUGCAGAAAUACAACAAUCAAUUAGACCACCGUCUGUUGACAGAGCCCAUUCUGUCUUAGAGGGAGAACAGAACAGACCUGCACACAGAGACAUGGCUGAGGAUUUGGGUAUUACAUUAGAAAGACCAAAGUAUCCAGCUUAUGCUCAACUGAAUGUUAGAGUCAGUACAUUCCAGGGUUGGCCUGGAUACUUAGAUCAGGCUCCUAGGGAUAUGGCACUGGCAGGAUUUUUCUAUGCUGGAUACAAUGACUAUUGUAGAUGUUUCUUUUGUGGAGGAGGGUUGCGUAACUGGGAUGCUGGCGAUGACCCUUGGGUGGAGCAUGCCAGAUGGUUUUCAAAAUGUCCAUUUGUUAGACAAAACAGAGGCCACCGAUUCGUUGAAAUCAUUGUUAAGAGACAAGCUGAAAUGCAAGCGUCAGGUGCAUCAGGUAGUGCUAAGAACCAGACAGCAGUGACAACACAGAGUGAAAUUGAAGCUAGACCCCAAGUUACAUCACAAGGGACAACAGAGACACAGACAACUCAAUCUGAAACAGCCAGUUCCAACAGAGACCCUGCUACAGAAAGUGUUAGAGACAUGGGAUAUACAGACGAGAUGAUAAAAAGAGCUAUUGACAAUAUUAAACAAAAUAAUCCAGGCAAAGAAAAAAUUGAGGCGACAGAAAUUUUAGAAAUGAUUUUCACAAUAGCUGAUGAUGAUACUACCACCCAGACUAAUACAGCUGUUGUUUCAGAGAACACACCAAGUUCUGCUUUUAGGUCAUCACAAGCAAGCAUACAGCCAAGUGUUAGAACAACAACAAGUCAGGCACACACAGCAACAUCAAGUGUGCCAGCCAGUACAUCAGAAAGUUCACUCCCAUCAUUAUCUGUCAGCUCGUUGGAAACAGCAAAUGCUGCUGCAUCAGGAGGCAAACAUCAACAGUCCAGUGCAAGUAAAGAGAUAACUGAAAAUGAAAUUAGGUCUUUACAAGAGGAGAACACACAACUGAAGGAGCAAGUUAUGUGUAAAAUAUGUAUGGAUAAGAAUGUAUCUAUUGCUUUCUUACCAUGUGGUCAUCUUGCGUGCUGUAUCGACUGUGCUCCUGCAAUGAGGAAAUGUCCAAUGUGCAGGGUUUAUAUAAAAGGAACAGUAAAAACAUAUCUUGCAUAAGUGCAGGGUGUGGCAAAAGCUUUAUUUAAAAGUACAAAUGCAUAAUGUUUAGUUUGCUUUGUAAUGCACAAUUCUUCCUUCCUUACUUUAACUGUUUUAUCUGUAUUGCUAUUAUUAUAAAAUCCAUGCACAUCUCACCUUUAAACUCUGCUUCUGAUAAAUGUGUGCUCUUUUUUUUAAAGAAAAAGUGUGUUUUUUUUAGUUUAGAAAAUUAUAUGCAAUUCAAUUAUCAAUUAACUUUCUUUUUGCACAAGUUUCAGUAUAUUGAAUAUUUUUGUUGCCAUGCCACAUGAAGAUGUCAAUGAUUAGUUCCAAGUAAUAUGCAAAAUUUUGACUGAAAAAGCUAGAGUUUACAUCUAUGUUGACUUCUUACUCUGACUUGGCUCCAAAAUGUUUAGAUAUCUGAUGUUAUGUUGGCUAUUUUAGAAUGACAACUAAUCAUUUAUGUCUACCACAAUACAUGCCCAGGUAGUUUUGAAACCAUAGUAUUGAGUAAUAACUUUCCACCCUUUUCUUCAACAUUAUUGGGUCAAUAUAUAUGCAUCCUUUUUCUUCAGCAUUAUUGGGUUAACUAUGUAGAAUCAUUUUAUUAAUAUUUCAACUUGUUUCCCAUACAAAAAAGUCAAUCUUUAUCAAUUAAUUGGCUUAGAUUUCUCAUAUCAAAACAUUUUUCUUUUUAUGAAAGAAGGUACUGCUUUUUUGAUGAAUAUUUAUCCUCUGUUUUAUCCAAGACAAACAGUUGAGAUUGUUAAGUUGUGUUUGGCUUAAUGAAGAAAAAUAAAUAACACUAUUACCUUUAAAUUGCAUUUAAACAUUUUGUGAGAUGUUAUUGAUUGAAAUUGUCAGUUAUGUGGUGUAAAAUUGCAAUGAAUGUUAUUAAGAAUUAAUUAAAUCUGUAUUGGAAUUUGCACGCAUUUAGACUUCCUGUUUUGGCCUGUCAAGACAUGUUUGAUUAUCAAAAUGGAAAGCCCAAGGUAUAUAUGCCUUUGCCAAUAUUGAAUUAAUCAACUUAAGUGCCAGUCUGCCUAAGAAUCACGCAGAGGCGAAAACAUGACCAAAAAACCCCACGCAAUUUGACAUUGAUUUCAGUUCAUAAAAUGUAGUUAUGCACAAAAAUAACAUUUAUUCCCGUUUUCUGUUCUGGUAAUAGAAGAUACAAUGUGGUUGAAAUGCACUAGAAAUUAAGGAAUAAGGGAAGAUAACUCUGUAAUAUGCUAUAAUUUGCUAUCAUUCUAACCAAUUUUCUAACCAAGUUAUUUGAUAUUACCAGACACACACAAAAGAAAGACCAAUUUAUUUUAACUCAGGACGAUGGUUAGUAUUAAAUAGCAUGAUUAGCUCUGGGUUUUUUAUGAUCAUGUUUUGAUUUUUACCUAAAUUGCCUGAUUCUUACAAAGACUGGCACUUAAUCCUUUCAUUCAUUGAUUUUGAAACAGACAUGAACAAAUUAAAGUCAACUUAUGACAUCCAAAUUUUCAACUGUGGAGGGUUUACUAUUUUUUUUGUCAGCAUGUGUGUCAUCCCUAUGUUGUCGCCAGUAUAGCGUCUUUAUUCUUGUCAGAUCCUCUUUAAAUUAGGUUGGAGGCUGCCGCUCAUUUAAACCUCUCAUGAGUUUGAUAACUAGUUAAAGCAGAAUAGCGGGGGCCAUUUAUGCAAAGGGGAAUUUUAAAUAACUGCUCAAAAGAUAUGCUUGAAACUUUCCAUUCAAUAACAGUUUUUAUUGAGUUCAAUGAUUUUAAAAUUGAAAGAGGGGGGGUCAUUUUUCAGAAGGGGACUUGCAAAAAUAAUUGCACUGCUACUUUUCAUCUAGUGCAACACAAAAUUGCUGAUCACUUAAAUCAAAUUCAUAGAUUCAUACAUUUAGAUAUACCCACAAAAAAAUUAUUCCAGCAGGUAACCAUGAGCUGCUCCCUUCCAUGACUGGUUGGAAAACCAGAUAAUGAAAUUUAUAAGUACCAUUAAAUUGAAAACAAAUAACAUUUUCCAAUGAAAUUAACUUUUAAUUUACCAAUCCAUUCAAAAAAAAAAAAAAAUCUGUCCUAGAAUUCUCAUAUGGUCAUUAUAAAGGAAUAAUAUAGAAUACAGGUUAAUGAUUUAUUCAGAAUAUUCAUCUAAAUAAAAUAGAAAAUUACUCGUAUAGAAUUAUUUCUACUUUAUAUCAUCACUGUUUCUUUCUAUUUGCACCGCAUUUGUAAAUCAUCUGCUGUAAAUAUUUGCUUAUUUCAUUUUAGAAUUAACAUGACUGGUACUAUCAACAUUAAUUCUACUCAAUUAAGCAGCAUGUAAUAACAACUGCAAACCACAAUGUAUUGUUAAGUCGUAACUUUGUUUAAAUAAAAAAAAAAAAAACAUACAUCCUUGUUGGGUAGAUUUAAUGAAGUAUCUAUCCCUGCAGGUCCUUCAGUUAGCAUUUUGAUAAGCCUUAAACAAUACUGGUUAACUAUAGUUUCAUUUUAGUAACUUAAGAAACUUUUGACAGUAAAUGUAUGGUUUUAAUGCUUAUUUAUAACGUUCAAAUCUGUAAAGGAAUUGCAUUGUUAGAUAUUUAUUUCCAGUUUAAGACAAUUGGAACAGUGUACAUUUAUAAGAGUAAAUUAGCGUAUAAAUGAAUGCAUGUCAUUGUUGAUCAUCAUAUGCAGUGAAGCAUAAAGCAGAGAUUUGGCUGAAUAAACUAUAAAAUCAAUCACAUAUGAUCAUGUAUUGUAUUUAUAUUUGUGUUUUGUGUGAACACGAUUUAAAGAUUGAUUUCAUUCAAGUUUGUUACAGAUUUUUUUCAAUGUUUCAAAUGCUUUUUUGUGUUGGUUUUACUUGGAAAUGUAAAACCAGAACAUAGGAAAUAAUGAGCAUACAUGCUGAACCUAAUGUUAAGUGACACGUUAUGAAAAUGUUUUAUUGAAACUAAUCUGUGUAUAUGACAUGUAAAUGACUUAUCUGUAAAUGACUGGAUAUUGAAAGUACCAGUCAAACAUUUGGAAAUGAAUAAAGCUUUUGCCAUGCCCUUCACUUUGCUAUCGUGUAUGAAUGUGUAUGGGUGUUGUGUAUAAAUGUGUGUGUGUGUGUUGAUACAAUGCCCUACACAUUAGCAUUGUGUAUUAAUGUGUAUGGGCGUUGUUGUCUAUAAAUGUGAAUGUGUAUGUUGAUGCAAUGCUCUACACAUUGGCAUUGGUAUGUGUGUUAUUUUGCUUAUGUGUGGAUAUGUGUAAACUUUGUCUGUUCUUUCCUUACUUUUGUGCUCUUUAACUGGAAAUUUCAUCUUACCAAUUUCAUAGAUUAUUUACCAAUUUGAUAUAUUCGAUAAUGGGGUAAUUCAGUCAUCAAUAACAUUAUCAAACUUCAUGGAAUUUUACAAAAUUAGAACAGAUCAAAGCUUGUUUAUGAACAGAUCAAAAUUUUUAAAUAUUUUUUUUCGUUUUUCUGUAUUUUACUGCUAAAUAGACUUUUAACAUUAUCAAGUAAAUACUGUCUUGGGUUCAAGUUUGUUACACACCAAUUACUUUUCAAAACUUCAUAGAAUUUUAUGAAACUGACAGAAUCCUUUUUAUAAUAAAGAGAUAUUGUCCAUAGAUAACUUUUGAAAAAAAUAAUCUGUUCCAGUAUUUUUCUGAUAGACUUACUUUUCUACAGUUAAAAUUUACAGACAGUCCAGGAAUUACUUUUUGAAUUGAUUAAUUUGUAAAUUUUCAUUGAUUGUAAUGAAAUUUGUAAGUAGUUGUAAUCAGCUUAACUCUUCCAUACCAACUGCAGCUGUCACAAGCAAGACACAGAGUUCAGAGGGAAUACAAACUGUAUUAAAAUGAUAACCAUUCCAAAACCUUCUUCAUGCAUUAUUAUGGAAAAGGUGAAGGAUGUAAUUCAGUGCUUCUAUAUUAAGUUUUAAUAUAAAUAUUCUUGUGUAGUUUAUCCCUUGACUAUUUGAAGUUCUCUAAUGAUACGUAUACACCCCUCUGCUAAAUGAACAUUUAUUUUGGUUUUGCUUUCUCGAAGUAUUAGUUACUUUUUGAUGAAUUUAGCAUUCUAAAACUUUUUUCUUUUAAUUAUUUUUUUGGUAAAAAAAACGUUUUUUCAUAGGUUUCCCUAAAUAACAACCACAUAGCAGUUUAUAAAAACUAGUAUUUAUUUAAUUUAUGUGUGAACCACUUCCAUUGAAGUUGGAGUCGCUGCCUUUGUUCAUCAAUAUUAAAGUUGCAAGUUAAGUUUCUUUUCAGGUAAAGACAAAGGUCUCACUUGAUUAUUGUUCCAAAUUCUAGAAGAAAGGUGGAAAAUUGUAUGAAUGAUUGAUUGAUUGUUGUGUGCAUUUAGUCCAUAAUCAUGCUUGAUUAUCAGAUUUAAGUUAAUUGGGAUACUUUUUUGUGAGACAGCAAAACAGUUGGUGUGUGUGUGUGUGUUACUAUGUUUGUAUUUAAUAUUAGUUGACAUUAUACAGUAUUUUGACUGUGAAUAUCAUAUUUUGCCACAUGGUUCUGUUGUAGAUUAUUUUUUGUUAAUGUCCUUAAUUGAAAAAGGCAAAACAUGUUUGAAAAGUUUAAAUAUGAUAUUAUAUGAUUAAAUAGUAUGACAAUUUGACAUGGAAAUUUUCUGACCAAAUGUCAAUCUUGAUAUAAGAACAUCAAAUAUUUUUGUACAUAUAUAUGUUUCUGUAAUUAACUUUUUAAGAAAAGCUUGUUUGUGCAUAUGUUCAAAGAGUUACACCUCUUUUUGAAAAAAAACCUUAUAAUAACUGUUACUAACUGAAACCCCAGGUCUGAUAAUAACUAUUCCAUCUGUCCAUCCAAAAGACUUUUAAUAGGAAACUUUCAUCAUUUUUGUCUUGGCUGCAGAGAUUUUUCUUCAAACCUAACUUGCCUUCUUUGGAAGGGAAUAAUUUUAUAUUUGGUCUUAAUCUUGAUGAGGUUUAAAUAUUGUCUGUAUGCAAUUUUACAACACUCAUUAAAAAGGUCAAGUUGAGACAAAAUUUUCAUGACUUAGUAUCAGCCAUAUGAAACUUCUUCUCAUUUCUUAAUGGAAUCUGAAUGAACCUUGAAUUGUUUAUAUCCUAGUAUAUAAGAGAGCAUUGAGUAUGAUCCAGUUAAUUCUUAAAUUUACCUGGAAAAUUUGAUUGUUAAUAAUUGGAUUGUUGUUGGUUUUAGUGAUUUUUUUUUGAAACUCAGAAUGAUCACUGGGUUUUGUGGAUGUGUGUUUGUUUUUUUUGUAUAUUUUCAUAUCUCGUUGAAAUUUACCAAAUAAAAAAAAAUAAAAAAAUAUAUAAAUAUAUGAAAAAAAUGAACAUUCCAUGUAACUUUUAUUGAGUGAUAACUAAUAUAGCAAUAUCUUUAACUGUACAUUGCUAAAUAUAAUAGCAUCAUUUUCUGGAGUAUUUAUAAACAGCUUAUUACAAUAUAUAUUUUACCUGAUUCUAGAUUACUAUUUUUCCGUUUUUUUUAGUACUACAUACACAAUAUUUAUCCUUAAUUAAUGCACUAUCUAAUGAUCUAAUUUUAAACAUAUUUCUUUUAUAUAAUAGAUAUAGUCAAUAUUUAGUUUCUUAAGUUUAUCAUUUCCCAAUUUUUUAUAUGUAUUUUAUGUACCUAAAAGAUAAUAUCUUAUAUUAGCUUCAAUCCAUUUUGACUUGUUAACUUUCGAUGUGAUAUGAUUUUUAUUUGAUGUUGAAUUGAUGUAAUGUACAUAACUGCAACUAAAGUAUAGUGUAUUUGCUUUGCAUAAAAAUGAUAUGCUUUAUUCACUUUGUAAUGUUAAUAAACAAGUCAUGACUAA